GCCUCAGUCACUGACAAACUGCGGUUGUGCGAGGGUGGAUAUUGUUGUUGUUGUUUUUUUUGGCAAAAUUUCCCUUUUUGAGAAUAUUUCUCUCUUACCCGCCAAUUUUUGCCUAUCUUUUUUGUAUGCGAGGCAUUUAUUAUUUUUCACAAAAAAAUGAGACUCUAGAAAAGUAAGAAACACGCGACAGGUAAAAUCGUCCGUGAAAAAGUGAAUCGCAAAAUAUUGUUGUGAUCGAUCGUUAAAAAGUAGCAAAAAUGUCUAGUGCGCCGCUGUAUAGCGGAUUGAGUAAGCUCAAAAAGAAACAUUUUCGCGUUAAACAUCAAAAGGUUAAACUAUUUCGUGCAAAUGAGCCACUUCUAAGCGUAUUCAUGUGGGGUGUCAAUCAUACGAUAAAUGAACUCAGUCACGUCAACAUACCAGUGAUGCUAUUGCCAGAUGACUUUAGAGCGUACAGCAAAUUAAAAGUUGAUAACCACCUCUUUAAUAAAGAAAAUAUGCCUUCACAUUUUAAAAUAAAAGAAUAUUGUCCUCUUGUCUUUCGAAAUUUACGAGAAAGGUUUGGCAUCGAUGACUUGGAUUACAAAGAAUCAAUGACCAGAUCACAACCGACUUUGGAUGAUUCCUCGGGAAAAAGUGGAGCCAAAUUCUAUCAGUCAUAUGACAAAUUAUUCAUAAUCAAAACGCUAACAAGUGAAGAGGUCGAGAGAAUGCAUUCGUUUCUGAAACACUAUCAUCCAUACAUAGUGGAACGACAUGGAAAAACACUUUUGCCACAGUAUCUUGGGAUGUAUCGACUCACUGUUGACGGAGUGGAACAUUACGUUGUUGCGAUCAGAAAUGUUUUUUCAAAUCACUUGACUACACAUAAGAAAUUUGAUUUGAAAGGAUCGACAGUAGACAGGGAAGCUUCUGACAAGGAAAAGGAGAAAGAUCUUCCCACUUACAAAGACAAUGAUUUUGUAAAGGAAGGAAUGAAAAUUUACAUUGGCGAUGAGGCGAAAGAAAAAUUAAUAGAAACUUUAACAGCUGAUGUUGAUUUUUUGACGCGGUUACAUUUAAUGGACUAUUCCUUACUUCUUGGACUACACGAUUGCGUACGAGCCGAACAAGAAAAUCGAGAGCGGGCCGAAAGGGAGGAAGAUGAGGAUAAUCAUGACGACGAGGACGACAGCGAAUCCGGAAGUGGAUUAGACUCUCGGGGUAACGCUGUUGGAGAUCGCUUAUGGGGUUGGGGUGGAAUCAUAGGAAUGGCCACACCACCCGAGUCUCCUCAUGCAGCCCUAAUGCGUGAAACAAGUUUGCAGUAUGAAGAUGCAAUAAUUCCGGAAUUAGAUAUUUAUGCCAUUCCAAGCAAAGAAGGUGCACCUACGAAAGAAAUUUACUUCCUUGCUAUAAUUGAUGUCUUAACUCAUUACGGAGUUCGUAAACAGGCAGCGAAAGCUGCAAAAACGGUCAAAUACGGCGCAAAUGUUGAUGGAAUUUCUACCUGUGAUCCUGAACAGUAUGGCAGACGAUUCAUAGAAUUUAUGAGCAAAGCUAUAGAAUAAAUAAAUUUCGUGUUUUUAAUAUCAGAGACUCUUGACGUAUAAAGGGAAAGAGUAGUAGGAAAAAAAGGAAAAAAAAGAAAGAAAGAAAGAAAAAAAGAGAGAGAGAAAGAGAGACGCUGUUUUACGUCCAGUUCGUUUCGUAGUCACUAUAGUAUGAUAUUUGGCAAGACUGGAAAAUAUAUAUAACAAUUAGGCCAAUUUACAAUUUUUUUCGGUCUGUCCAAUGCUAAAUAAUUCACGACACUUUCUUCGAGAUCCAAACACUAGUCAAAAUCACUUUUCACAAAAAACAAAAAAAAGAAACUUUAAAAAAACAAAAAAAAAAACACUGCAAAGUAACACUGACGACGAAAUCAAACGCUCUUUUAAAACUAAACAAUUUCUUCAAAAAUGAACAUUUCACUGUUUGAAAUAAUAAACACUUUGGAAUAGUGACAAAACUAGAAAUCUAUUCUAGUGAUUUCCAAUAUAGUUAAAAAGAAAAAGUUCAUCAAUGUUGUGUGUAUUUGUAGUGCUUUCAGAAAGACUACUUAUAAAUCUAAUUAAAGAAGAGAAUAAAACACAACAUUGUUUUUUAUCUAAGAGUACUAUUUGGAAUUUUAUGAUCCUUUUUUUCGAAAAUUAAAAUUUUUAGCUCGGAAUUUUUUUUUUUUUGAAAAAUUAGGUACUUUAUAAAUUUUUUAAAUUAACUAAUAGUUUUAUUUCUCAUCUAGAAAACGUGGCUUUAAAUAAGUGAUAAAACUCAGUAAUUAUUUUAAUACAGACUUUUUUUCUGAUUAGAAUAACGAGGAAUUUGCUUUCCCAAAUAAUAUUCAAUUAUUUAUUUUUAUUUUAUUUUUUCUUUCUAUGCAAGGGAAAGCUUUAAGAAAAAUCAGAAGAAAGCGUUAUAUUGCUUGCUAGAAUAUUUAGCGAGUAUUUAAAAAAAAAAAUUGUGAAUUCUGUCCGGUUAAAAAAAAAAAAAAGCUCAAUGAGAGACUGGUUUUGCCAAUAACGAUAUCUUUUUAAAAAGCGAACUUUUCUGCUGGUUCCAGAAAUGCCAGCGGCAGAUUAAUUAAUCACAUUUUUCGAUUAAUCAAAAGCAAUUGUUUUACAAUUGAUAAUUAUUAGUUGUUUUUUUACCUGUGAAAAGGUACUCGUCUAGUCUCGAAUUCAAAUACUUUGUAUGAUUUUCUAUGUUGCCAAUGUAUUGAAUAAACUCGAAGCGAAAAAAAAA
Leptopilina heterotoma is the source of this 2763-nucleotide messenger RNA. It is a transcript of the gene PIP4K, whose product is annotated as phosphatidylinositol 5-phosphate 4-kinase type-2 alpha. Lineage: Eukaryota; Metazoa; Arthropoda; Insecta; Hymenoptera; Figitidae. Gene Ontology annotation, biological process: phosphatidylinositol metabolic process. The record is from RefSeq and is a predicted model, not a curated record. Gene Ontology annotation, molecular function: phosphatidylinositol kinase activity. The coding region runs from base 258 to 1550 and encodes 430 amino acids. The transcript is spliced from 8 exons.